This is a messenger RNA of Trematosphaeria pertusa, 857 nucleotides long. RefSeq lists its product as uncharacterized. Gene Ontology annotation, biological process: proteolysis. The record is from RefSeq and is a predicted model, not a curated record. The coding region runs from base 88 to 738 and encodes 216 amino acids. Gene Ontology annotation, molecular function: cysteine-type endopeptidase activity. NCBI's taxonomy places the organism in Eukaryota, Fungi, Ascomycota, Dothideomycetes, Pleosporales, Trematosphaeriaceae. The transcript is spliced from 2 exons.
CCUGUUGCCGUCACAUACGCUUCUAGUAUAACGCUUUUCAUGCCUACUUCCCGCUGAUUCUCUGGCGCAAGCUUCAAGCUGUCCAGCAUGGUCGGCUGGGCUGUCCUUGUUGGUGUGGACUACUACCCCGACGGAAAGGCUCAACUCCGAGGCUGCGUCCAGGACGUUGAAGACCUGUAUGAGCUCCUCUGUGACACGUACUGCUUCCACAGUUCCCGCAUCUUCAAGUUGAUCUCAGUCCGGCCAGCCGCAACGCUUGCCCUCGGAACGAAUCCCUCUGCAACUCCAACCUAUCAUAACAUCAUCCGAACCAUUCAAGACAUAGAAGAUAAUGCGCAAGCCGGCGACCACAUCUACAUCCACUUCUCCUGCCGCACCGGCCGCGCGCCUUCCAUCAUCCCCUCCGACCGCCGUUGCUACGAUACUAAGGAGCUUGUCCUUCUCCCGGCCGACCACGAAGCAACCAAGAAGUUCCUCCAUGAACUUGAACUCGCCGUCCUGCUCCGCUCCCUCACAUCCAAAGGCUUGGAAGUCACGCUCAUCAUCGAUGGCCGGUUCUCACUAGAUUCCGAGACGCCAGUAGAGCGACGGCCGUCUGUUAUACGGCGUUUCAGCUACUGGUCGCACCGAAAUCGGGGUCCGUUCCUGGUUGGACAGUCCGGAUGCAGCGGCGCCGUACACAGGUGUUAUAUCCGUUGGCUUACUGGACCAGUCCAUCCGGAACGAAUACUUGGAUGAGGCCUCGGGGAUCUGGAAUGGAUUUGUGACAGCGUGGUUGUGCCGCACCAUUCGCGAGUACGGGCCCUUUAUACCGUUUGGAGACCUGUAUCAAAGAUUGGUUUUGGAGGCGAAAGGAC